GGCGAGGCAAGUAAAAAAGCGGAAGGAUGACUCGUUUCGACACUCACAGUCCCGUACGGAGGAAAGCCGACACGUCGGCCUCGGUAAGUGCACUGAUGGAUGGCGUCACGCAACAGUCGGGGCGCACAGAGCCUCGUGGGAUGGCAAUGUGCCGGCAUGCAUGGAGAAAUGAACGAAUACGCCUUUCUGCAUCGUUGUCCGUGGUUGUAUGUUCUCAGGCAACGAUUGCGGCACCGCCCAAAGAGGAGGACGGUUGUUCUCUGCGGGCGACGCGUCGCAUCACCGCGAGCACCACAGACGAGGACCCGUCGCCCUGUGCCCAGUCGCCGUUUCGGCUAAGCCCCCGGCAGUCGUUCGACAUUGCCACUGGAGCCACCUCGCGUGCAGACGGCGUCGGCUUGGCCGGUCGCAUCGCCACGCCCCCCACAGACGCCCACACGGACGUCACGGCACACGCCAGGAAGCAGCGGGCGGCCGACACGACUGACGACAGCAAUGCGGCCGCCAGGAAGCAGCGAUCGGUCACAGGUAGUGCAGCUGGUCGGAGAAAGCGGCCCUCGCCGCCACAGACGGCCGAUGGUGCUGCUGGUGCUGUUGGUGUUGAGAGGGGUCAUGGCGGUGAGAAUGCCGCGAUGAUCGGCCCAGGUGUCGGCAUCCGCACAGGAGGUGAGAGGGAGAGAGAGGGAGGGAGGGAGGGAGGGAGGGAGGGAGGAGGACCAACACGCGGACACGUAUGUUGUGUGUUUGUCACUCGUUGAUGUGUGCAGGUGGCCGAGGUGACCCUUUUGCUGCCUUGGCCGAUGUGACGAGGACAUCCGGCGGCACUAACGCCCCCCGCCCCCUUUGCUCACCCGCACCACAGGACGGCCCCAAGACACUCACACUCACCACAAACCACUCUGGCUACAUGAAUGAGGAGAUGGAGCUUGUGGAUGCGGUGGAACGUGUCGUAUAUCGCUACGCACUGGUUGCCAUACAGUUCCUUGACAGGUGUGCACGCGCGUCAUAACGCGCAUAGCACCUGACAACACGACACUCUCAUUCACGCGCUCUUUGUCCGAUGUGGUGUGUCGGUGUGCAGCAGCGAGGCCAUGGAGGCGGCCCUUCGCCGCAGCCGGCAUGUGUCGUUCCAUCAGUCACCGUCAUCGCCCCCUCUUGAUGCGAAUGGUGCAUCAUCGGCCACCAUGCCGCGACGCGUUCCCGACCUGCUCCUCCCAGCCACACUCCCAGCUCAGUCACGACACCAUCACCACCGUCAGCAGCAGCGAAUCCCUCCUACAGCCGCCCCGCAGCCGCCCCAUGCCAUGGCCUUCGCCAAGACGCCUUUAUUGCCGCUGAAGGCCAGUGGCGCCGAAGCUGCUAUUGGUGUUGACAAGGGGGGCAUCCGCAGAGGAGGUAAGUCGGGAUGGAAGCCAGAGGGGAUGUUUCAUCUUCAGACACACACAUCGAUGGAUUGAUAUGUUCUUUCUCUUCUUGUUCCUUUCUUCCAGGGCUGCCAUGCCGUCGUACCCGCCAGUGAUGAGCAAUUGUGCAUAGUGAUGUGUUGAUUGCUUGAAUGGUCGGUGUGAUUUUUGGAGGGAAUGAUGCGUAUAGGAAGCAUUCAUUGCAUUCAUUGCAUGAACGAUGCUGUCCAUGACCGAUACCACUUGUACGUACGACAGGUGCAUUGCAAUGCAUUGACAAGAGCCUUUUGCUUUUCCCUAUGAUGGCGGUGUUGCCUCGCGAGGCUUCUCUCGUCGCCCAGAUCAGAAUUCGCCUCUUCACGUGCGUGCACGGUUUUCCACGUGCACGGUUUUGUAGACAAGGGCCGCAUCAGGAGGCACCAUCACUUUCCACCGUGCCGGUCUUCUCUUGAUGGCCUUCGCCUUUCCGUGCGCCUCAGAUUUGGCGAGACUGCGAGACGGACCUCCCACAAACCCUUAUUUAUUAUUGCGUAAUUCAGCACUGACCCGCCUCGGGCUGCCUCUGUACCACUAUCCCAUGACGUCGAUACCACUGGUUGCAGCACGAUGAGGACGGUGCUGUUGCCAUUUUCCUGCAGUCCGCGCCACGGCGGCACGGCCGAGCCAGACCUGAUG
Molecule: messenger RNA, 2078 nt
Organism: Vitrella brassicaformis
Lineage: Eukaryota; Vitrellaceae
Source: the annotation of a GenBank genome assembly